Corylus avellana is the source of this 1384-nucleotide messenger RNA. Lineage: Eukaryota; Viridiplantae; Streptophyta; Magnoliopsida; Fagales; Betulaceae. The record is from RefSeq and is a predicted model, not a curated record.
AUGGGACUGCAGGGUUCGGACAUCAAGUUUGUCAUUCAAAAAAAAUUGACCGACACUGAUACGAAAGGUUCUCAGGACCGGCUUUCGAUUCCAAGGGGCCAAAUGAGAUAUGAUUUUCUAAGCAGUGAAGAACAAUUGAGUCUUGAGAAGAAAGAAGCAGGUGGGAAACAUUUCGAAGGCAUGGAAGUGCCAUUGAUAGAGCCAGGCCUUCAGGUGUCGACCAUCUUCUUGAAGAAGUGGAAAUCGGCCUCUCCCUUUAAUUUAUAUUUUAAAGGUAUCCGAGUUCGGCAAUGGGACACAAGUUUCAAUCUUUCGGGGAAGGCGAAAGGAGGAGAACUAGUUUUGAAACUGGGGUUCCAGAUUAUGGAGAAAGAUGGAGGUAUUGGAAUCUAUAGACAGGCUGAGGAAUCAAGGUCAGAUAAAUCUAGUAAUUUAUCGUCUUCUUUUGCUCGAAAGCAAUCAAAGGCAUCCUUUAGUGUCCCUAGUCCUAGGAUGUCGAGCCGUAAGGAAGCUUGGAGUCCUUCACAGACAGGAGCAAACACAGCAGAUCUUCAAGGAAUGGAUGACUUGAAUCUCGAUGAGCCAGAGCCAGAGCCAGAACCAAAGCCAGAGCCCAAGCCAGCGGCCGCAAAGUUGGAAGAACAAGAAACAAAAAUGGAAGAUCUCGAUCUCCCUGACUUCGAAGUUGUGGAUAAAGGUAUUGAGGUUCAAGAAAAAGAGGAGGAUUCGGAAAAGUUAGUUGAAGAAAGAUCAGUGUCAAGCGAGGUUGUCAAAGAGGUAGUGCAUGAUCAGGUACAUCUCACAAGAUUAACCGAACUAGAUUCAAUUGCUCAACAAAUAAAAGCUCUCGAGUCUAUGAUGGCUGAAGAAAAAAUUGUCAAGACAGAGGAAGACUCUGGAUCACAGAGACUCGAUGCAGAGGAAGAAAACGUAACAAGGGAAUUUCUUCAGUUGCUUGAGGAAGAAGAAACAAGUAAAUAUAAAUUCAAUCAACCUGAUGAAAUUCCACCUCUCCAGGUUGAAGGAGCCGAGGAUUAUACAGAACCUGAGUCCAAAGUGUACCUCCCAGAUCUUGGCAAGGGCUUGGGCUGCGUUGUGCAAACAAGGGAUGGGGGCUACUUAGCUGCCAUGGAUCCUCUGGAUACUGAAGUUUCAAGGAAGGACACUCCAAAGCUAGCCAUGCAAAUAUCAAAACCAUUUGUUCUCCAAUCACAUCAAUCCACAAGUGGGGUUGAAUUGCUUCAGAAGAUGGCAGCCAUGGGGAUUGAUGAACUCGGCUCUACAAUUUUGUCUUUGAUGCCCAUGGAUGAACUGAUGGGUAAAACUGCAGAACAAAUAGCUUUUGAGUUGUAAAGAAAUUCAAUUAAUUCCAUAAAUAUGUUAA